AACUUUUUUGAGAAUUGGUAAGAUCUCCAUCUCAUUAAAGAAUUCUCGGGGAAAAAAAAAAACCGCUGAGAAGGAGAAGGGCUAUUGAGAAAUGGCUGGGCUUUGACUCAUCACCAGCUUCCUCUGUGGAAGUCGUUUCUCUCCCUCUCUCGGCUAUGGCGGCUUUCGCAACAAUGGGCAAUGGAACCCUUAAGAUGAAUUUCCUUCUCCUUCUAGUUCUGUUAACCACCCUUGUAUUAUUCUCAGCUCCUUCAGCUUCUGCUUCGGCGAGCGAUCACCGCUACAAUGUCGGAGAUCACGUCCCCUUAUUCGUCAACAAAGUGGGACCUUUAAACAACCCCAGUGAAACCUAUCAAUACUAUGACUUGCCAUUCUGCCAUCCAGAUACUGUAAUACAGCAGACAGAAACCAUUGGUGAAGUUUUGAAUGGUGAUCGUUUGACCAAUACUCUAUAUGAGUUGAAUUUCCGUGAGGGAAAAAGUCAUACAACCCUUUGUCAUAAAAAGCUUAAAGCUAGUGAAGUUGCUAUAUUCAGGAAUGCUGUCAUCAGGGAUUUCUACUUCCAGAUGUACUAUGAUGACCUUCCUUUGUGGGCAUUUGUUGGGAAAGUUGAAGAGGAGUAUUGGAACCUCAGUGGGCCCAAGUAUUAUUUAUUCAAACACGUUCAGUUUGAUGUCGUUUACAAUGACAACCAAGUCAUAGAAAUUAAAGCUUUUAGCGAUCCUAAUGAUGUUAUGGAUAUAACUGAAGAUGCUAAAAUUGAUGUUGAGUUCACUUAUUCUGUUAACUGGAAUGCAUCCUCUGCUAACUUCAAAAGCAGGAUGGACAAGUACUCAAAGGCUUCUUUGCUGUCAAUUCGUCAGAAAAUGCAUUGGUUUUCUUUUAUUAAUUCUAUUGUCAUCAUUUUCCUCUUGAUGGGAUUUCUCACCUUGCUUAUCAUGCGGCGACUGAAGAAUGACAUGAGAAGGUUCUCUAAUGUUGAUGAAGAAGAAGAUAAGGAGGUUGGUUGGAAAUAUAUCCAUGGCGAUGUAUUCAGAUGCCCUUCCAACAUGUCCUUGCUUAGUGCCGUUUUGGGCGUUGGCACCCAGUUACUCACCCUCGUUUGUAUCUUAUUUUUGCUGGCAUUUUUUGGAGUCUUUUACCCGUACAAUCGUGGAGCACUUCUAACUUCUAUUGUCUCUGUAUAUGCUCUUACGUCCGUGGUUGGUGGGUAUACUUCUGCUGCUUUUCAUAAUCAAUUUUCCGAGGCUGGAUGGAAAAGGAGUGUUCUUCUGACUGGAAUUCUCUACACGGGUCCAUUGUUUGCGACAAUGUCUAUUGUUAAUACAAUUGCUAUAGCUCAGGGGGUUACCGCUGCACUUCCAUUUGGCACCAUUGUGGUUAUUCUUCUAAUAUAUUUUCUCCUUGCAAUCCCAUUGCUUGCCUUAGGAGGGUUGAUUGGACAUCGUUUCAGAUCAGAAUUUUCCGCACCUUCUGCUACAAAGCCAUAUCCAAGAGAAAUUCCACCAUUAGCUUGGUACAGGAAAAUACCUAGUCAAAUGCUCAUUGCGGGUCUAUUACCUUUCGGUGCAGUUGUGCUUCAGUUACACCAUCUUUAUGCAAGCAUAUGGGGCUACAAGAUAUAUACUCUACCAGGCAUUUUGUUCGUUACAUUCGUUAUCCUCGUCAUACUAACUGCAAUCUUAAGCAUUGGUUUGACAUACAUUCAACUUUCUGUUGAGGACCACAGAUGGUGGUGGAGAUCUGUUUUAUGCGGGGGAUCCACCGCUAUUUUCAUGUUUGGUUACGCCAUUUACUUCUAUCUGAAGUCCAAUAUGGAUGGUCUCAUGCAGCUGUUGUUCUUUAUUGGUUACAAUGCUUGCAUGGCCUACGCUUUCUUCUUGGUGCUCGGUACAAUUAGCUUCUGUGUUUCGUUGAUGUUUGUUCGUUAUAUAUAUCGUGCCAUUAAAAGCGAGUGAGCCAACAAUGCAAUCUGCAUUUGGUUUCCUUUCGCACACGCGCACUAAUGGUUGGAGAGAAGGGAGAGAGGAGGAGAAAAGAGGGCAUUUAGAUUUGUAGUGUUCCAUUUUUUUCCUGGUACUGAAAGCAAUAGAAACUAUGAGCAGGAUUGUAUUUGUGACAACCAUUGAGAAUUUUGGAAUACACGUUUUACGUUUUAGAUGUGAAUUAGAGGCUCCUUACCUGCCCCAUAAUUAUAUGUAGCUUCUCUAAUUAUGUUGUCAACAUGUAUGCAAAUAUUUACCCACUAACGAGUAUUAUUGUUUUAGCCACGA
Morus notabilis is the source of this 2273-nucleotide messenger RNA. Its product is annotated as transmembrane 9 superfamily member 5. The record is from RefSeq and is a predicted model, not a curated record. Lineage: Eukaryota; Viridiplantae; Streptophyta; Magnoliopsida; Rosales; Moraceae. Gene Ontology annotation, biological process: protein localization to membrane. The coding region runs from base 156 to 1958 and encodes 600 amino acids. Gene Ontology annotation, cellular component: membrane. The transcript has 7 exons.